AUGGCGGUGGUGCCUGCUGCAGUAGGCACGGACGCUACGCCAGCAGGGGCUCUUCUUCACCUCCCUGCCUCGCACACCGACGCUAGAGAUGAAAAGCUGGAGGAGGCUAAGGCCAAGAAGGAAAAGAAAUCUGCCGCGGCACACAAGCGACAGAAGAGCAAGGGGGGAGGUGGAGGGAGCAACCUCUGCACCACUUCGACUUCAUCUGCCGUGCUGCCCAUUCAAUCCAACACAUCUUCGGCGCCAGCCUUACACGUCUGCCGAAGGGAGAAGCUGGUCGAGGAGCUGCUCUCUUCAGAACGUGCUCACGUUCAUAAUCUGAACGCUUUCCUGCACGACUACGUGAUUCCCCUACGCGACAAGAAGAUUCUCUCCACCGACGAGCUACAGGGCAUCCUGUGCAACCUGGAGCUCAUUCGACGAUGGAACGUCGAGUUCCUCAACCAGCUCGAGAGCGCACUCGAAGACGAGCGUGGCUUUGGCGAGCUCUUUCUUGAAAUGUACAACGAGAACUAUGCCCACGCCAUGGACCACUACGAGAAAUGCAAGAAGAACAAGGAGUUUGCUGCCUUCAUCGAGAGCGUAAGCGUCAAGCAUGUCGUGAAGCCGCUCGCGGGGGAGGAAUUCAACGUUGUCCCCUCUCCUUCCAAGAACUUCCUCAGCUUCCUCUAUUUGCCCAUACAGCGCAUCUUGGCCUACUACUCCCUACUCAAGGUGAAUGCCGCUGUGGAUCACGCGGACAAGCUAGCCAAUCAGCGCAAAAACAUUGACAAGGUCAUUUCUAUACAAAGCCAACUCAUUGGUGACUACAAUACGUCGCUCGCUCAGCCUCAUCGCCGAUUCGUCUAUCAAGGGGAUGUCUUCUCUCUCGUGGGGAAAGCCCAAAAGGAGCGGCGGCUGUUCCUAUUCAACGACGUACUUCUCUGCACUAAGAAGAAACACAAAAACAAUCUCAAGGUCGACUUCCUCGAGCCGUUGGAGAUGCUACGGGUCGAGGAGCCGGAGGAACUCAGGGAUCGAUAUACGUUUCGUUUGUUCGCCGCGGCGAAGGAGUAUACGCUGUGGUCGGCAGACAAGGCCUACUGGAUGCAGCUCAUCGCAACGUCCAUACAGUCCAUCAAGGCCUCGCGCCCGUCGCUGCCCUUCCUCGCAGAUAUCGAGCAGAGGAGCAGCAAGCCGAGCGAAAGCCACGGGAAGGGAAGCGAAGAGGAGGAAAGAGAAGAAGGCCAGCAGGCAGGACUCGCCUCGGCAUCAUCUUCGUGCUCGGACGAGGAGACGCUUCGAGAGAGGCUCAUUCAGCGCAUCAUCGCGUGGAGCAAGAUGGAAGACGACAGCGCACUGCUCAGCGAAGUCCGCCGAUUCGGGACGCGGCUCGAGAAGACCAACACCAACAGCGCCAAGGGCUCGUGA
This is a messenger RNA of Acanthamoeba castellanii str. Neff, 1410 nucleotides long. Its product is annotated as FYVEtype Zn finger-containing protein. Gene Ontology annotation, molecular function: guanyl-nucleotide exchange factor activity. Bases 1 to 1410 code for a protein of 469 amino acids. The record is from RefSeq and is a predicted model, not a curated record. The transcript is spliced from 7 exons. NCBI's taxonomy places the organism in Eukaryota, Discosea, Longamoebia, Acanthamoebidae.